AAAAGCGAGUGCCCGGCGCGUACUUUCUAGCGAGUCGGCUCCACGUUGUCUUAUUUUUGCUGCGCGUUUUGACAAAGCGUUAUUUUUCAGUUUACCGUGUACGAUUCGCGACGCACGUGUUGUGAAGUGGCGUGCCAGUGUCGACGCGUCCUCGACUGCAUAUAGGUUUUUUUUUAGAUAACUAGCGCGUACAUUUGCUGCUUUGUUCGCGAUUUCAUUACAGGCCAAUAGACCCUGGAAAGGCGGUGAUAGCCGCGGAAGUCAGAACCGUAAAAUAAUGAAAGAAAAUGUGACAGCACUGAGCUUUACUGUGGCAGUUCUCGCCCUGUUUCUUCUACUUUCUCUGUUAAGGUUGCUGAAUGCCCUCCAUCUGUUUCACGCGUAUUUUUGCGGCGUAGUCACGUGCCUGUUGAUCGAGCUCAGCCUGUGCUGGCACUAUCUCGUAAAAGCAGAAAAAAAAGUCCACGCCAAAUUGGCAAGUUCCAGGGAUAACAAUAGAGAGAUUAAUCUGUUUAUUAGUCGAACCACAUUUCAAGACGACAGUGAUGAUUUAGCAGAGUCGUCCGAUGUCAAGCCCGAGUUGGCGGAGCCGCUGGUUAGCGGCAUUCUGACGUUUCAGAUAUCGGAGAAGAAGAAAGUCCGCCUUUUUUUCUCGCUCUCCGGACACUUUUUGCACUACCGACCUGUUUCUCAGUCGGGCAAGGACCAGCAAGUUUCCGAAUACGCGCGUGUGGGCGAAGCGGGCACGAUCGAGGGCUAUAACCUGCCGUCUAGCGGAGUCAUACUUCUGAAGGGAGCCAUGGUUAGACUGCUUCACAGAGAACACAAAAAUUCGAAGCCUGUCAUUCGAGUGACGCACCCGAACUGUCGACUGCUUCCGGACGUGGACUGCUUCUAUCUGAACGGGAGCUCGCGCGUCGACUCGGAGAGGUGGUAUUUCGCCUUGCUCACUUGCUGCACUCAAGAGACUACCCAGCAAUACGCAGAAAUGUGCUCCAAACUGAAAAGUCGGUUAGUUAAUUUUUGGUACGUUCAGGAAUCCGCCAACUGGCUCAACGUUCUUCUGGCGUAUAUUCACAUGAGCAUGCGCCAGUCCGAUGCAUUCAAGAACAGGAUCGCAAAGAAGGUAGUGAGCUCGCUUAGCAGGGUCAGUGAGAAAAACUUGUUUGACUACGUUUCGAACUUCGAAGUUUUAGAAGUCAACCUCGGCACGAGGGUCCCCAACAUCGAGAACGCGAUAUUGGUCCCCCCGGACCAUACCGGGGACUUCAUCACCGACAUCUGGAUCACUUACACCAACGGAGACGUCUCAAUCAAGCUCUCCUUUGAUGUCCACAUAAAGCGGUUUGCCACCGUUCCUGUCAAGCUGACUGUCUAUUUGAAAUCGCUGUUGGGCCGUUUGCAGCUUCGAUAUCCGCCGUAUCCCAGUGAAAAGAUUAACGUGUCGUUCUCUGAAGAGCCCAACAUGCAGAUGUCGCUUGAUCUCGUCGUGGGCGAGAAAACUUCGCAAUUGAAGAACGUGUUCAUCACCAAGCUCAAAGAGAUCAUCAUUUCCAGGCUGAAGCAGGCGUUCUUUGAGAAGUUUGUGAGUCCGCGGGGCAGAUACAUCAGAAUAGGUCUUCUGAGAAAACCUGACCCGCCUGUAACGAAAAAAGAGCGAGUCGGAGAUGACAGGCCCGGCGGCGACAAAGUCGGCGACGGCAAAGUCGGCGACGAAAAGGUCGGCGACGAAAAGGUCGGCGAUGACAAAGUCGGCGAUGACAAAGUCGGCGAUGACAAUUCUCUCAGCGACUCCUACAUUGUCGACCAGUCACCACCACUUACAGACUUGCUUCCAACCGCGUCGUCUCUGAACGCAGACGGUCUGUUGGCGGUGUCUCAACUCAGCAAAAGCAGCCCCCUCAUCGAAACCUCGACCGGGGCUGAAAAAGGCUAUUUGUGGGAACAAAGCCUGAACGAAGGCAGCUUCAACUCCGCGUCUUCGCAGUCUGGUCACGAGAAGCCCCUCUCAACCACCGCGCAGCAGAAUUCAAAAAACAAGGAGGAACUUUCGACCGAGCUCAAACUACUGGACGUGCCCGACAAACUGGCGCCGCCCGACGCCGUAUUACAGACCAAUAGCUCCGUCCUGGGCGCCACCGCCCGCACUUCGAGGUUCAGAAGCAAGGUAAAAUCUCUGUUUCACACCGUGGGCAAUUCUGCCAAUAAAAACAAUUAGUGAAAAUUUUCCAAUCAACGAAAAAUUGAGUUUUUGUACUCACAAAAAAAAAAUAAAUAAAAAUUUAAGACUUUAUUUGCAAA
Schistocerca gregaria is the source of this 2301-nucleotide messenger RNA. RefSeq lists its product as uncharacterized. The record is from RefSeq and is a predicted model, not a curated record. Gene Ontology annotation, molecular function: lipid binding. The coding region runs from base 278 to 2218 and encodes 646 amino acids. The transcript has 3 exons. NCBI's taxonomy places the organism in Eukaryota, Metazoa, Arthropoda, Insecta, Orthoptera, Acrididae. Gene Ontology annotation, cellular component: endoplasmic reticulum.